Molecule: messenger RNA, 867 nt
Organism: Molossus molossus (Pallas's mastiff bat)
Lineage: Eukaryota; Metazoa; Chordata; Mammalia; Chiroptera; Molossidae
Gene: HDDC2
Product: HD domain containing 2
Exons: 6
Coding region: 34-648 (204 amino acids)
Cellular component (GO): cytoplasm
Molecular function (GO): 5'-deoxynucleotidase activity
Source: RefSeq, a predicted model, not a curated record
GCGGCGCCAGGGCCCUGUCGGAUCGGCGGCCGCAUGGCUUCGGCCUCCUCCGCGGCUCUCUCGGGCCUCGGGGCCCGCAACCUGCUGCAGUUCUUGCGGCUGGUGGGGCAGCUCAAGAGAGUCCCACGGACUGGCUGGGUGUACAGAAAUGUCGAGAAGCCAGAGAGUGUAUCAGAUCACAUGUACAGGAUGGCAGUUAUGGCUUUGGUGACCAGAGAUGAUCAUCUGAACAAAGACCGAUGUGUACGCCUAGCCCUGGUUCACGAUAUGGCAGAAUGCAUCGUUGGGGACAUAGCACCCGCAGAUAACAUCCCCAAAGAAGAAAAACAUAGACGAGAAGAGGAAGCCAUGAAGCAGCUAACCCAGCUUCUCUCAAAGGAUCUCGGAAAGGAGCUCUAUGAACUUUGGGAGGAGUAUGAGGCCCAAUCUAGUGCAGAGGCCAAAUUUGUGAAGCAGCUGGACCAAUGUGAGAUGAUUCUUCAGGCAUCUGAGUACGAACACCUUGAGAAGAAACCCGGGAGACUGCAGGACUUCUAUGAUUCCACAGCAGGAAAAUUCAGUCACCCCGAGAUAGUCCAGCUUGUUUCUGAACUUGAGGCGGAAAGAAAUGCUGACAUAGAGGCUGCAGCCGGUGAGCCGCACUCCUGAGAUGUCUUUGUGUGGUUGCACUCCUGUAACAGACAUUUUAUUUUUCCACUGAAUGGUGUGGUGUUUGCCCCUGUCGGUCUGUUGAUUUCCCCAGAUGUGAGUGUUUAUUUUCAAGUGCCUGGACUCCAGCAAGAAACGUGAUACAAUUUGGGCCAAAAAAGAAGCCAAAGAACAGGAUGUGGUCAUGAAAAUGCAUAGAUGAAGACUGGGGGAGGUGGG